GAACAUUCUUGUGUCUUGUCUUGUUAGUUCUCCACAGACUACAAUUAUUCUUAAAUCUCGACCAAGUGGAAAGCUGCUUGUGUGUACAGUGUACUUAUUUAGUGUACCCAACUUGUUUGUCCGACUGAAAACUGAAUGUUUACAGUCAGUUCGAAACGGUUUAAUAAUCACAUUUGUUUGAGUUACACGAAAAAUAUGAAAUAUUUUUAAGAGAAGAAGAAUUUAACGCAAUCCAACACGUUUUGUUAAUUUAUAUUAAAAAAAAAAAUUUUUAAAAAAUGGUAGAAGAACCAAAAGAGAUCCAAGAUCAAGAAAUCAUUGUUAAUGAAAUUGACGGUCUGCCCAGCUUACAUGAUGAAAAACUUGACCUGUACAAAGCCUUGGCUUCAGAGCAGUCGUCACUAGAAGACUUAAACGAUGAAGACCUGCCCACUUCGUUAAUUGUUACUAAUGUGGAUCCCGCUAUUUUCAAGGAUGACGAUCUUAAGAAAGAAAUAGAAGUGCUAUUUAGCCGAUUUGGUGAAGUCAUCUCCAUUCAGUAUUUCCGAAGCUUCAAACGUCUAAGAGUUAACUAUGGUACACCAGCGUCGGCAGCCAACGCAAGAAUUCAAAUGCAUCAAAUACGUUUCUAUGAUACAACAAUCAACUGUUAUUUUGCACAGCCUGUAACACCGAUUGACGCCGCCGACCAACACUUGCAAUUGCCAGCUCCGGUCAAACAGUUUUUGAUUUCUCCUCCGCCGUCUCCCCCGGAAGGUUGGGUACCAAGAGCAGAAGGAGAACCGCUUAUAAAUUACGAUUUAAUAGCGGCCAUCGCCAGUCUUACUCCUGGCCAACCUCAUGAAAUUCAUGCAUCUACCGACUCAUUGCCAGCCAUUGUUUUACACGUAGCAGACGGAUAUGAAAGUACUAAAUCAUCAGUUAAAAUUCCUCCAACUAGACUACCGGACAAAUGAAAAUAUACAUUAAUUAGUCAAUGUUAUUUCAAUCUAUGUAUUAAGUACUAUUAAUUUUAUUAUAUUAUUUUUUUUCACGAGUAUUUUAAUGUUUGUUCUAUAUUUAACGUUGUAUCAUUUAUCAUUAUUAUUAUUACCAAGAAUUUAUUUAAUAUUAUCCACGUUAGUGUGAAUAUUAAUUAUACAAAAGUUUGUGUUCUUACUCUUUUUUUUCCUACUAAAAUUCUAAUAUUUCUUUUCAACCUUAGUGCUUACUUCUUUAAGACUGUCAAUAAAUAUACUUACUUAUGUAAUAAGCUGAAAUUGCUAAAUUAUAUGUC
Molecule: messenger RNA, 1276 nt
Organism: Adelges cooleyi (spruce gall adelgid)
Lineage: Eukaryota; Metazoa; Arthropoda; Insecta; Hemiptera; Adelgidae
Gene: sra
Product: protein sarah
Exons: 5
Coding region: 279-956 (225 amino acids)
Biological process (GO): calcium-mediated signaling
Cellular component (GO): cytoplasm; nucleus
Molecular function (GO): nucleic acid binding; calcium-dependent protein serine/threonine phosphatase regulator activity
Source: RefSeq, a predicted model, not a curated record